AUGAACUCUAUGCUCGAGGCGGUGUACGCCGGCGUGCCCAUGCUGACCCUGCCCAUAGCGUUCGACCAGCCGGUCAACAGCCGGCUUGUCGUCGAGGUGUGGAAGACUGGGCUUGGUCUCAGGGAGAAGGCACGGGACGACUGCGUCAUAGAAAGAGUGGAGAUCGCCGCGGCAGUGGAUAGGCUCAUGCGUCGCGACACGGUGAAGGCCGAGGACAGGCUGAGGAAAGUGGCGUUGCUGAAGGAUGCAGCUCGCGCUGCGUGUGAAGAGGGUGGAUCCUCGUCAAGUUCAUUUCGGAGUAAGAUUCAGCUAUAA
This is a messenger RNA of Miscanthus lutarioriparius, 315 nucleotides long. The record is from the annotation of a GenBank genome assembly. Lineage: Eukaryota; Viridiplantae; Streptophyta; Magnoliopsida; Poales; Poaceae.